Molecule: messenger RNA, 2840 nt
Organism: Exserohilum turcica Et28A
Lineage: Eukaryota; Fungi; Ascomycota; Dothideomycetes; Pleosporales; Pleosporaceae
Exons: 3
Coding region: 26-2725 (899 amino acids)
Molecular function (GO): carboxypeptidase activity
Source: RefSeq, a predicted model, not a curated record
CGACGUGCCCUUGCAGCAGCUCGCCAUGAGCGACGAAAAACACAACUACGUGCGGGAGCCGUCGCCGCCGCCCAUCCCCACGUACGACGAAGCCACCUCGUCGCGCAAUGCGCCGGCUCGCCUGGGCCCCAACGAAAUCAGCGACGACGCCGAGCGGCAGGGCCUCCUGUCGCCAGAUGUUCGCACCCAGUCCGACCCGCGCAGGCGCACCGGCUACUACCAGCCGCCGUCGGUCCAGUCGGUCAGCGAUGGCGACGACGACUCGGACCUGGGCAGCCCCGUCCGCGAAAGCCAGGACUCGGCCCUGCGCCAGACCAUGGAGGAGAUGGAGAUUCUCGACCCGGAGGCUGCUGAAGAAGGCCGUGCCAGGCGGAAUCGCACGCGCAGCCGCUUCUCCAAGCGCUUCUACAGCAUACGCCACUCGCUGUCGAGCUGGCAUCUGCCCCGGAUACCCUGGCCCUCGUGGCGCCCCAACUUCCGCGCCCUCACUGACCACAUACCCACGAUUCCCGACGAGUACAAGCCCGGCUGGGCCAUGCUUGCGCGCCUGUUUGGCCUCGUGCUCAUCAUCGUGCUCGUCUACUUCCUCGUCGUCAGCGAGGUCGUGCCCAUGGGCACCGGCUUCGGCACGCCCUUCAACCCCGAGUGGAUACGCCAGACGGCCAUGGAGGGCGUCGAGGGCUGGCGCAUUGAGAAGAAUCUCGAGUACAUUACCAGCUAUGACCACAUUGGCGGCACCGAGGGCAGCUACGUGCUGGGCCAAUGGAUCGAGGGCAAGUUCAAGGACGCCCACAUGGACACUUUUACACACGAUGAAUACUAUGUCUACAUGAACUACGCCAAGAAGAACGGCCGCAAACUUGCCAUUGUCGACCCUCCCGAAAAGGCGUGGGAAGCGACCCUCGAAGAGCCAUCCGUGUUCAAUCCUGCCAAGCCCCAGACCCCCGCAUACCACGGCUUGUCGGCAACGGGAAAUGCCACUGGGCCUCUGAUCUACGUCAACUACUGCGAUAAGGGAGACUUUAAGACGUUGUGGGAUAGCGGCGUUGAUGUCCAGGGCGCAGUCGUGCUCUGCCGGUACUACGGCACACAGCCAGAUCUGUCCAUGAAGAUAAAGGCGGCGCAAGAUGCGGGCGUGGUUGGCGUACUGGUGUACUCGGACCCGGCAGAGGACGGUUUCAAAAAGGGCAAUCCCUGGCCGGACGGCAAGUGGAGACCGGGCGACAGCGUCCAGCGAGGCUCUGUGGCGCAGACCAACAUGAUCAUGGGAGAUGUGCUGACGCCCGGAAAGCCGAGUCUGAAGAAGAUGGAGCGCAUGUCCCGGGACCGGAAUCCAGCACUGCCAAAGAUUCCCAGUCUCCCGCUGUCGUGGAAGAGCGCGCAGACAUUGCUCAGGUCACUCAAGGGUUCGGGCGAAGAGCUGCCAGAAGAAUGGGUUGGCGGAGUCCCAGAUGUUGGCGACAAAUGGUACUCUGGCCACCCCAAAACCUCCCCCAAGGUUUUCAUGCAAAACGACCAGGACGAGGUGGAGCAGCAGCGCAUUACCAAUGUUUUUGGCUCUCUCACGGGCACCGAAGACCCAAAUAGGAAGAUUAUUGUCGGAAAUCACCGCGACUCUUGGUGCUUUGGCGCGGCCGACCCCGGCUCGGGUACUGCUGUCAUGCUCGAAGUCGCGCGUGUGUUGGGUGAGCUUCGAGCUCAGGGCUGGAGGCCCCUGCGUACUAUUGAGUUUGCAUCCUGGGAUGCAGGCGAGUACAACCGCAUCGGUUCUACGGAACACGUCGAAGCGAACACGGAAGCUCUCCGCGAAGGCGCCAUUGCGUACAUAAACGUCGACGUGGGUGUAACGGGCGACAAACUCUGGGCCAAUGGUUCACCCAUCUUCCAACACGCCUGGACACGCAUCUUGGACCGCUUGGCCGACCCCCAUGAAAACAAGACUCUAAGAGAACUAUGGGAUAACUCUGGCAGCAAGAUUGGCAACCUGGGUGCUGGAAGCGACUAUGUAGCCUUCCAAUCUAUUGCCGGCACCUCGUCCAUCGACUUUGGCUUUGCCAGCUCCACCGACAACCACGCGUCUUCCAACCCCAUUGCCCACAGCUGCUUCGAGACGCUCUCGUGGAUGCGAAAAUACGUCGAUCCGUCCUUUUCCUACCACACACUCCUCGCCCAACUCUGGGUCCUCCUCAUCCUCGAGCUCGCCCAGGAAGCCAUCAUGCCCAUGAAAGUCGAGGACUUUGCUCACGGCCUCCAAGAAGAAGGCAAAAAGCUGCUCGACUGGACCGAGACGGCGGCCGGCGGCGCUGAAUACGAUAUUGGAAUGUUCCAGCCGCUCGUCGAUGCUCUCAGCAUGUUCAAGAAGAAGGCCGAGGCGUUUGCCGCGUGGGAACAGAGCUGGUACAACCAGGUGUAUGCCACGGGCGGCUUCGAAUCAAGCGGCAUCACCAUGCAGCGCAUCCAGCAUAACGCGAAGAUUGGGCGCCUCGAAACAGAUCUCUUGGAUCUACCGCGGAAUAAAGAUGAUAAGGAGCCUCAUGGUCUCCCAAACCGCGACCAAUUCAAACACGUUAUUUUCGCCCCGGACCUCAACAACGGCCUCGACGCAACAAUCUUCCCCUUUGCGAGAGAAGCAAUCGCCAAAAAGGACUGGAACGCCGCCGCCGCUGCGAUCAAGAAGACGGCCGAGAUUUUGAAUCGCGCGGGUGAGAGACUGGGCGGUGGGUAAUUUUAAUCCCAAAAAAAUAUAUAUCAAGGGUGUCGAUUAGCCUGUGUGUGUGUGUGUGUCCCAAACCUAUAUUGCAUCGUCGGUUCUGUUUUUGUGUAUAGGAUUAAUCUUCUUU